GCACACAGGAAGUCUAUGAUAUGCCCACAUGUGCACUCAGAGAUCGGUGGCGGUGCUAGUGAUCGGUAGAUAGGAAAAUGGCUGAAUUUGCACAACGGCGAAUCGAGGAUAGAAUCCCUGAAUUAGAACAGCUCGAGAGAGUGGGUCUCUUCACUAAGAAAGAAGUCAAGUCAGUUAUUAAAAAAGCAACUGCUCUGGAAUAUAAACUUCUAAGAAAAUCAGUUGGCAAAGAAGAUUUCAUCAACUACAUACAGUAUGAAAUUAACCUUCUUGAACUAAUAAAGAAGAGGAGAAUGAGAAUCUCAUACUCCUUCAAGAAGGAUGAAAUAGAAUAUGUUGUUGUUCAAAGAAUUCAUGGGGUUUUUAAUCGUGCAACCAACAAAUGGAAAGAAGACCUGCAACUCUGGAUGUCACAUGUUGCAUUUUGCAAGAAAUGGAACUGCAAAUUCCAGAUGAGUAAAACAUUUGCAGCUUUGUUGGCGAUACACCCUGAUAAACCAGCUUUGUGGAUUAUGGCAGCCAAGUACGAAAUGGAGGAUCAGUUGUCAUCAGAAAGCGCAAGACACCUUUUCCUCAGAGCCUUGAGAUUCCAUCCAGAAAGUUCCAAAGUAUAUCAAGAAUAUUUUCGGAUGGAGCUGAUGAAUGCAGAGAAGCAGAGGAAAGAGAAAGAUGAACUGGAGAGAGCCAAGAUAGAUAUAGGUGAAGCUGGCUACUCGGAAGAUAUCCUUAAAGGUGAACUGGCCCGGGUGGUUUACAAAAGUUCUGUACAGAAUAUAAAAGGUGCGGAGUUCCAUCUGUCUUUGCUGUCCAUUGCAAAAAUGUUCAGUUUCACCCAGGAGCUACAGAAAGAAAUUCUUGAUGACUUGCAAGUACUGCAUGCACAAGAUCCUCUCACCUGGGAUUUUAUGGCUCGGAAAGAGCUGGAGGUAGAAUCUCUACCUUCUACAGAAUACUCCUCAAAACAGGCAAAGGCGUCAGACCUGGCACGAAAGGAAGAACGUUGCAAUGCAGUCUACGAAGAAGCAUUGAACUCUGUGCAAUCAGAAACCAUGUGGAAUUUAUACAUUACUUUCUGCCUUGAAAGGUAUAGACGAAAAACUAACAGCAAAGAGCUAAAGCAAAAUCGACAAGACAGAUUGCUGGCAGCUUACAGUAAAACACAUGCAGCCAAGCUUCUGCCUGAAGCAAAAUACACUGAAUGGAUAUCGCUGCUUCUUGAACUUGGCCAGGCAGAGACAGCAGUAGAUGUAUCCUUGGAGGCCACUAAACAAUUCAGUGAUUCUGUAACCAUGUGGCAGACAAGAAUUGAAGUUCUAAUAAACCUAAGGAGUGAGAAUAUCAAUCAGGUUUUUGAAGAAGCCUUUAAACAAGUGAAAACAAAGGAUUGCUUACCUUUAUGGGUGUUAAUGGUUGAUUGGAGUGAAAAAAACAAUACACCUGAAGAUACAGAAGAUUUAUUUAAGAAAGCGAUUCUGGUAACCUAUCCAGCUGUAACAAAAAUGAUGAAGGAGAAAUACCUAGAAUGGGCCUACAGAACCAAAGGUUAUAAGAAAGCAAGGAAGGUGUUUUCAAGUUUACAUGAGAAUCGUCCUUUCUCUGUGGAGUUUUUCCAGAAGAUGAUCUAUAUUGAAAAGCAGGAAGAAUCGUGCAGAAUGCAGAAUUUACGAGAAUACUAUGAACGGGCGCUAAGGGAGUUUGGCUCCACAAAUCCAGACCUCUGGUUGGAUUAUAUAAAAGAAGAACUUACUCAUUCUGAAGGCAAACCUGAAAACUGUGGUCCAAUUCACUGGAGAGCGAUGAAGAUGCUGCAGGGAGAUGAUGUGGAGCAUUUUGUUUCCAAAUACACUUUGUUGCAAACCGGACACUUGUAGGGAAAAUAUCUAUGUAGUAAUCAUCUUUUUUUCUAAUGUUUGUACAAAAAUCUUGACAGUAAAUAUGUUCUUAUUUGA
This is a messenger RNA of Bombina bombina (fire-bellied toad), 1949 nucleotides long. It is a transcript of the gene UTP6, whose product is annotated as UTP6 small subunit processome component. Lineage: Eukaryota; Metazoa; Chordata; Amphibia; Anura; Bombinatoridae. The transcript has 19 exons. Gene Ontology annotation, molecular function: protein binding; snoRNA binding. Gene Ontology annotation, biological process: maturation of SSU-rRNA from tricistronic rRNA transcript (SSU-rRNA, 5.8S rRNA, LSU-rRNA). The coding region runs from base 78 to 1871 and encodes 597 amino acids. Gene Ontology annotation, cellular component: Pwp2p-containing subcomplex of 90S preribosome; small-subunit processome. The record is from RefSeq and is a predicted model, not a curated record.